Messenger RNA from Phialemonium atrogriseum, 2746 nucleotides. Its product is annotated as rRNA processing/ribosome biogenesis-domain-containing protein. Lineage: Eukaryota; Fungi; Ascomycota; Sordariomycetes; Cephalothecales; Cephalothecaceae. The transcript has 2 exons. The coding region runs from base 260 to 2569 and encodes 769 amino acids. Gene Ontology annotation, biological process: rRNA processing. Gene Ontology annotation, cellular component: nucleus. The record is from RefSeq and is a predicted model, not a curated record.
CGGAUAAGGAAGAAAAAAAAUUCACACCCAAACUGGGCAGUCAACAGAGCCAGCACCUUCAAGCAACAAGACAUUGAUAAUUACUGGCAAUUGCACUGGUAAUUGCUCUCUGCUAGCAGUGCUCAGCCAGCUCUUUGCAAGCUACAAGUCUCUUGGGAUCGUGUUAGAAAAGCGUCACUCAAUCCUCGGAACAUUUGAAGUUGCUUGGAUUAUCUCUUGUUGGCAAGGCAUAGCUAGUGACUACCACCGCUGGUUUACAAUGUCUCUACCUCCAGAUCUUCGGGUGUUGGUUCGUCGUCUUGCCUCGACAAGCCCAGAUGACCUCCCUCGCCUUUGUCCGAUCUUGAUCAAGCACGUUAUACGUUGCGCUGGCCCGCUCUCGGCUCCUCAUGAUCUCAAACCUAAAGACAAUAGUUCCGAGGCCUCUGUUCUUAUCCACAAGUUCAAGACCCAUAUCGGCUCUCUCCUGAAUGGCCGGAGUCCAGGCGGUCGGUUUGCCGCCAUCAUCUUGGUGAAAGCCGUCAUUGAUGUUGGCGGCUGGGAGUGCCUGCGUCUGUCUGAGCCAUGGGUCCGCGGUCUCAUAUCAUUGCUUCGGAAACCCGGGUCCUCAGCUGCGAAAGAAUUGGGCAUUGUCGCCCUGGCGAGAAUCUACACGCUGCUCCAUGGAUACCAAACAUUGACCAGGGAGAUCGCCACUCCGACGGUGGCAUCCUUCGUCGAGGCCUGCCUGCAAAUCAUCAAGCCUCCCGCAUCAGGCGUACCACUCAGGCUCCCUACCUCGCUGGUUGAGACUGUUGUUGAUGCGCUGGCCACCCUCGUCCCGUUGUACCCGGCCACUCUACGGCCUACGGGCAAUCAGAUGCGCGAGGCAGUCAGGCGUUACGUAGCGCCUACCUCGUCAGACAACUAUGUCGUGACUCAGCCCUUGAGCCGCGCCUCUAGGCGUCUUCUCAUCUCGCUACACCACACUGCGCCGAAGAACGGCAGCAGCGAGGAGUGGGCCAAAACAUUCAACGGCUUUAUCAACAUUUCCCAUGCUACGGCCGAUCAAGUCUUCCGGGCCGUCCAGGAGUCAUGGGAGUCGGCUGUGGGCUACAAUGCCCAGAGAGUCAGCGUUGAUGGAGAACCCAGCGGCGGAGGGAGUUCUAUCGAGGAGCUUCCGUCCUGGUCUGGUCUGUUGGCCGGUUCUGAGAGGCUUGUAGGGCUCCUAGAACUGAUCGCGGACUGUUUCCGUUGUCCAACGAGGACUCCGGUAGCGAUACCGCUUGGCGCUGUGAUGGACCUCGUCUCUAGAGUCUCGCUUCUGAUGCCGCCAGCCCCCGGGCAAGACGACAGAUAUCAGCUGAAUCCAGCAAUUGGGCGUGAGGAGAAGGACCAGCUGUGGAGUGUGCUUCCGGAUAUCCACGUCGCCGCCUCGCAACUUCUGCUGUCAAUAGUACAGAGGCUGGGACGCACUGUUAUCUGCCUUGCGCGCGACAUGCUUGACCAAAUGGCUCGCAUGUUCAGAUCAACAAGACAUAUCCCGUCCGGCCAUAAGAAUGCCUUCCUGCUUGCCAAGGAGCUUCUAUUGAUCACGGGUCCGACACUGGAUAAACUGACGGUCGACUCGCUCGGCCUCCUGAUCCAGGCGUGUUGCCGCGAUCUCUUGGAUGUGGCAGGCUACACCCAGGAACCCAAGCAAGACCCGACGCCAGCCACCAACGGCGCAAAGGGCACAAAGGGCACAAAGGGCAAAGCGCCUUCGGGGAAUGCGGAUGCCUUCCUUGCCCCCCAGUCCAAGCUAGCGGCUGUUCUCGUGGCCGAUCCAGCGCAUCAGGCUGUGGCUGGCGAGCUGCUCACCGUCCUCCUGUCCCGUCUACCUCAGGGGCACCUAUCGCCGGAUUCUCGCGGCUUGAUUGACCGGACCGCGAUCCUAUGUCACAACAAGGACGCAAUGCUGGCGAGCUGCCUGUACCCGUACAAGGACAAGAAUGGCCGGUAUUACCCAAGCAUCUUGCCAUUCCUGAUCCGGCAGUUCCCCCAGGACCAGGAGGUCGAGGUUCUCCGAAGCAACUUGCGAGCUCCCAAGGCAUCAUCCCACGAAGCCUUUGAUCCAAACAGCUGCCUAGAAGCGUUGCUGGAGGAGCCAAACGAGGAGAUGACGUUCGGGGUUAUCGGCGACUCCGAGCUCCAGCUACGACCGAGCGGUGGGGAUGAAAAGGCAGCGGAGAUUGUCAUUCCCACGUUCCUCCCCAACGUUGAUGUAGAGAGUGAGACACGCCCGUUCGUGCCUCAAGAAACUGCAAAGCUCGGCAGCUCGGCAGCCGAGCCAGACCAGACCUCGCCGUGGGGAUUAGCUCAGUCCCCGCUCAAGCGCAAGGGGGAGGAGCUUGAUUCUGGCGUGUCGAAGAGGCUCGAAAAAGGGAAAGAUGUUGAGAUGCCCCUAAAACCAGCACCGGCACCUGUCCAGGAUGUGGCCGCCGAGGAUGAUAAUGACAGCGACAGUGAGGGGAGUGUUCAGAUCGACAUGACGUUCGACGAUGAAGAUGAGGAUGAGGACGAGGACGAAGGGGGAGACAAUGUAGAAUAAGUGAAGUUCGGCUAGCCAACAUAGACAUGACCGAUCAGUUUUGGUAUUCAUUUCACCUAUGGAACACCCAACCGGGUAUAUAUGGACUCAGACGGGGUCCGGUCCGAGAUCCAUCCAUCCAUCCAGUCACGAAGUAUGAGCUUGCUGUUAUAGACGACUUCUUCUCCAUCCACCCCG